AUGGCUCUGAACCCCGAGGACGCCAGUGGUGGGUUCCACCAUCACACAGUCGUGGCCUUCAUCAACGAGAAGAUGGCCAGGCACGCGAAAGGCCCUGAGUUCUACCUGGAUAAUAUAAUCCUGUCCUGGGAGGAGGUGGAGGACAAGCUCAGGGCCAUCCUGGAGACCAGUGAGGUGCCCAGCGAGGCCAAAGAGGCCUGUGCCUGGGGCAGCCUGGCCCUGGGCGUGCGCUUUGCCCGCAGGCAGGGCCAGUUACACGGGCGCAGGGUGCAGUGGCUGCACGACUUCGCCAAACUGCACAAGUCGGCCGCACAGGCUUUGGCCUCAGACCUGAAGUUGCUCACGUCGCAACUGGAGAUGGAGCGCAAGGAGGCGGCCUUCCGCCUGCAGCUGGCCCACACCAGCCUGGCCGAGGUGCAGAAAGAACGGGACCUCCUGAGGGCUCAGCCAGAGCCAGUCGCAGAGGGACCAGGCCUGGCCACUGCCGCUGGCGCUGGAACUGAAGGAGCAGGUGAGGAGAGAGAGAAGGCCAGCACCGCAGCUACUACUGCUACUGCUUUCGGCGCCGCAGGAGGCGGAGGAAGUCACAAGGAUGCGGAGAGGGCGGAAACAGAGGAGCUGAGUGAAGACCUUAACCUUAUGCAGCUUCUCGGAGCUGUGGACCAGAAAGAUUACACUUCUGGCAGGCAGAGGGAGGGAGAUCUCGGGUCAACAGACACAGCCAUGUUUUAUUUCCCCGAGACCCUCAAGCCCGAGCCCACAGUCUCACCGGAACCCCUCACUGUCCAGCUCCCUGCCUCAUUCACAUACUCCUACCCAUGCCCCUUGUUCCCCUUCUCAGAGGCAUCCACACCAUCCCCACCCGCAUCAUCCCCACUCACAGCAACGUUCACAGCAGCAGCUCCAUCUCCCAACUGGGGACCCUUUGAUAUUAGCUUGUGGUCUGAUAUGGGGGCCCACGGACUAGAGCCUCAGGAACCACAGAGAGACAGGAGAGACUCUGAUGCCCAUCAGCAGAGAAGACCUCCAGUAUUUCGCAGGCCAGGGGACUGGGACUGCCCUUGGUGUAAAGCUGUGAAUUUUUCACGGAGGGAAGUUUGCUUCCGCUGUGGGAGGGGUAUCUGGCUGCAAACCCCUCAGUGA
This is a messenger RNA of Phacochoerus africanus (Common warthog), 1143 nucleotides long. RefSeq names its product testis expressed 13B (gene TEX13B). The record is from RefSeq and is a predicted model, not a curated record. Lineage: Eukaryota; Metazoa; Chordata; Mammalia; Artiodactyla; Suidae. Bases 1 to 1143 code for a protein of 380 amino acids. The transcript has 2 exons.